AUGGCGCCGGCAAGUCGGAGGGCGAGCUCCCUCCUCGGCUGCGUCCCCUCCCCCCGCGUGCGACCCCGGCGCGGAUUCGGAUGUGCCUCGCGCCUGCAGCAGGCCGCCGCGAGCUCGAGGCGGGGGCUGGUGACGGCCGUGACGGUCUACUCGGGGGACCAGGGCUUGAGGUGGAAGAGCUCGUUUGCGCCGCGGCACGGCAAGGCGAUUGAGCCGGAGGUGGGCGAGGCGGCGGAGGCGCUGCUCCCGACGGCGGUUGAGCAGCAGGCGGUGCAGAGCAAGAGCAUCGUGAAGAUGGAGGGCUUGGAGCAAGGGGCCACGUCCGACGAGGCUGAGAUUGGGGAGGGAGCCAGCGGGGAGGAGGCACACGCGUCGGCAGGCGAGGAAGCGAGUAGCUCGGGGGACGGGCAGACAUCGAGCGGCAGCGGCGAGCAGACGAGCGCGGCUGGGAGUGAGGGGAUGAGUAGGGGCCCGCUGGAGGCGGUGCUCAAGUUUGAGGAGCUGGAGAAGACGGCGAAGCAGCCUCCGGCCAUGUCGCCGCCACGGUACGUGCACCACUUCGACACCUUCUCUCUCGUCAAGCACCUCCACGAGGGGGGGUACACGCAGCCCCAGGCUAUCGAAUCUAUGAAGGGGAUUAGGAAAUUGCUGGCGCAGAACCUGAGCGUGGCGCAGGAGAGUCUUGUGAGCAAGAGUGAUGUGGAGAAUGAGUCCUACCUCUUCAGGGCAGCAUGUUCUGAGCUGGGACAGGAGAUCAAGAAUAACCGGAGACUACAAGAUGAACAGGUUCGGCAGCAGAGGACGCACCUCCAGCAUGAGGUGGACAUUCUGCAGCAGUCGCUCAACCAAGAGGUGUCGACGCUAAAUGACAAUAUCCGCGGCAUGUUCAAUGACCGGAAGAUGGCAGUGCGGGCAGAACAGACGAACGCAGAGGGCGCGAUCCAACAAAUAAACUACAAGAUCAGCACAAGCCUGGUCAGUGACAUGAAGUCGGAGAUCGAGGGAGUGCGGUGGAUUCUCAUCCGCCGUUCAGCGACAGGAAUCUUCUUCAUGGCGAUGGUAACACUCUUUGCGAUCCGCUACGCUACUUAUUUGCACAGCGAGACGCAGAAGGAGAAACAACGCCGCAAGAAGGAGGAAAGGGAUCGCAGGGAUCGCGGCCAGACGGACAGUAGUCGGGCCGCAGAUGCAGCUGCGAUACUGGCUGCGAACUAG
Clonostachys solani is the source of this 1215-nucleotide messenger RNA. The record is from the annotation of a GenBank genome assembly. Lineage: Eukaryota; Fungi; Ascomycota; Sordariomycetes; Hypocreales; Bionectriaceae.